Messenger RNA from Dicentrarchus labrax (European seabass), 1379 nucleotides. It is a transcript of the gene or30bu1, whose product is annotated as odorant receptor, family 30, subfamily BU, member 1. The record is from RefSeq and is a predicted model, not a curated record. Lineage: Eukaryota; Metazoa; Chordata; Actinopteri; Moronidae. Gene Ontology annotation, biological process: G protein-coupled receptor signaling pathway. Gene Ontology annotation, cellular component: membrane. Bases 155 to 1153 code for a protein of 332 amino acids. The transcript has 4 exons. Gene Ontology annotation, molecular function: olfactory receptor activity; G protein-coupled receptor activity.
AAAAUCUUUAUAAAACUGACAGGCUGCUGCUUGUGUUUGUCACACCAUCAAGGCCGUCCGGUGAGGUAAGCACUGAAGUGCAUCUCAAACUCAUUGCAGACACAAUCCCUCUCAGUCAUGUGCUGUGCUGUAAUGGUUGUAUUGUUUCUUCAGUAUGGUUCAGGUGGAUGAGAACUACACACAAGUUUCAGAGUUUGUUAUUAUGGGCUUCCCAAGUCUCCAGCCGGGGAAUUUUAACCUGGUAGCAUGGUUCUUCUUUUUCCUCUAUGUGGCUACGGUGGGGGGCAACCUUUUGCUGGUGGUGCUGUUUGCUUUGGAGCGCAGCCUCCAAAAGCCCAUGUACAUCGUCAUGGUCAGCCUGGCCCUCUCAGACAUUGGGUUUGCCACAGUUGUUUUACCCAAACUGACUGCUCGCUACUGGUGGAAUGAUAGGAGUCUUGGCUUUCACACUUGCCUCUUCCAACAGCACAUGAUCCACUAUUUUGGCUCCCUGAACUCCCUGAUUUUACUGACAAUGGCCCUGGACCGAUACGUAGCUAUCUGUUUUCCUCUCAGAUACCCAAUGGUGAUGACAAACCAAACCAUGACGGGCCUCACGGUCUUCUGCUGGGUGGUUGCGCACAUCUUCCCUGGCAUUACCACCAUCAACUUCACCAUGAUGCCGUUUUGUGGGCCUAACCAAAUCAUACAAGCCUUCUGUGACACUCUGUCUCUUAAAGCUCUUGUGUGCAGAGACACCAGCGAACUAUACAGCAAAGCCUUCACUGUAGCGAUGUUUAUUCUUUAUGUUCCUUUAUCCUUCAUCAUAUUAUCUUACAUUUUCAUCAUCAUCUCAGUAUUGCGCAUGGCCAGUGGACAGGGCAGAAGGAAAACCUUCUCUACCUGUGCCACCCAGGGCUGCAUCAUUUCCAUCUACUACAUACCACGUUUCUUUGUCUACUCCACACCUUUCUUCCCUAACCUGACGAUGACCACUGACAAGCGUAUAGCCACCAUCCUCUUCUACAGCCUUUUCCCUCCACUGAUCAACCCGUUCAUCUACUGUCUGAGAACCAAGGAGAUCAAGCAAAUAUUUGCACGCUGGAUCUGGAGACAAAAGGGCAUUGCGCCUAAGAAGCAAGGCCAAAUUGAGGCUAUCACCAAAUCACAAUGAGAAGUAAUGCAAGACCUUUAUUGUUGUAAUAAAUGCAUGCAUGAUCAUUCAGUCUAUAUGGUUAUGUACGGAAAAGUGUUUGAUUAUAGAAAAUAAUAAUAACUAAAAUGCUGUUUUAGUGUGGAAACCAGGGCACAAGUUUAUAUCCCUCUUUUUGUCCUGCUUUCCCUCUGUCUGUAUGUGUAUAAAUAGUGCUUUAAUUCAAAAUAAACUUAUCCUGCAUUUC